CAUUGCAUUUGAUACUUCGUUCGCUUCUACUCAAUUGCUUCUACGCAAUUACAAAUUUUCACUGUGAAUUCAAGUCGGAAAUCUUUAUUUCUUCUCCCUCUCUCUCUUUCUUUUUGUAUAGAACGAAGAGAGAAAUUCUCAAGUGAAAGUGUUGCACGUGCAUCGACUCAAAACAUUCUCGACUGAAUUUAAGCUCGAUAAAAAACUGAAAGCAGAGAUAAAAUUAUUGCUAUCGAAGAAGCAACUGUGCUGAAAAUUCGACUUUGACGACUCCACGACUAAAUUGACGAAAUAAUUCGGUUUAACAUCAAAAACACACGCGCAGAAGAAGCUGACACGUUGUUGGAAAUUCCAUUCAAUUAAUCAUCAUCGCGACUAGUCCGUAGGAGAAUAAUAUUUCCGAUCAGCUCCUAGCUAAGCGACUAUGAACGCCAUCAAGAAGCGGCUACAGACGUUAAAGCUCGAGAAAGAUCUUGCGAUGGACAAGGCCGACUUGUGUGAUCAGCAAGCGAAGGAGGCGAAUCGUCGGGAGGAGAAGCUGAAGGAUGAGGUGUGUGAAUUGGCGAAGAAGCUGGUGCAAAUGGAGCACGACCUGGAAGUCAGCAAAGCCCAGCUAAUUAAGUCGAACAGGGACCUCGAGAUAAAGGAGAGAGUCUAUAUCGUGACGCAGUCGGAGCUGGCGGUGCUGAACAGAAAGAUGCAGCAGUCCAUGCAGAAUCUGGAAAAAUCUGAGGAGCGACGUUUGUCUGCUCAAGCAAAGCUCGCGCAAGCCAUGGAAACCGCGGAAGACGCGAAACGCAUCUGCAAAGUCCUGGAGAAUAGGAGCAAGCAGGACGAGGAGCGGAUGGACCAAUUGACAGCGCAGUUGAAGGAGGCGAGGCUCAUCGCCGAGGACGCGGACACCAAGUCGGACGAGAUAUCGAGAAAAUUGGCAUUCGUCGAGGACGAGCUCGAGGCGGCGGAGGAAAGGGUUAAAUCGAGCGAGGCGAAAAUUAUCGAACGGGAGGACGAGUUAUUCAUCGUCGGGAAUAUCUUGAAGUCUUUGGAGGUGUCCGAGGAGAAGGCCAAUCAGAGGGUAGAGGAGUUCAAGACGCAAUUGAAGGAACUGAAGAUAAAACUGAAAGUAGCCGAGAAACGCGCCAUAUUCGCCGAGAAAACUGUCAAAAUAUUUGCGAAGGAAUUAGACAAGAGAGAAGAUUACCUGUUAAAGGAAAAGGAGAAGUACAAGUACAUCUGCGACGACCUGGACUCCACGUUUUCGGAACUUACGGGGUACUGAAGAAGUCUUCGUGUAUCGAAUGCGUCGCUCGCAAGUGUUGCUUGGAUCCAGGGCCAUGAGCGUCCGCGAAUGCAAGUCGCACGUCGAGCGUCUCAUACUGAGAAAAAUCCUUCAGUUAUCAGAACGAGGGCACGCUUGCUGUUUGAUGAUUGUUAGGAAAACAGAUCGAACAGUUACCGUUAAAAAUCAUCUCUCAUCAUUUGUCAUUUUACCAAACACACAUUACCUGAUAUACAAGCUACAUUUGAGAUCUGUUUUUAGUUUGAACUGUUUUUGUUUGCUUAGACCAAGUUAGUUACAUCUCUCUCUAUGGCAGAAGUUGCUUAAAGCAGCAAAUUGAAAGUAA
Molecule: messenger RNA, 1625 nt
Organism: Odontomachus brunneus
Lineage: Eukaryota; Metazoa; Arthropoda; Insecta; Hymenoptera; Formicidae
Product: tropomyosin-2-like
Exons: 6
Coding region: 425-1279 (284 amino acids)
Biological process (GO): muscle contraction; actin filament organization
Cellular component (GO): actin filament
Molecular function (GO): actin filament binding
Source: RefSeq, a predicted model, not a curated record